AUGAGAAAAAGAAACAGUAUUGUAUUUGGUAUGGUAGAGUGUGAAAAAGAAUAUGUUGAACAAUUAUCAACAUUGGUAUCAUGCUUUCUUCGUCCUCUUAAAAUGGCCGCCAGUUCAAAGAAGCCACUCAUUACCCAUGAGGAUGUGAAUUCUAUUUUCCUCAAUAGUGAAACAGUUUUUUUUCUUCAUCAAAUUUUCUACAAGGGUCUCAGUGCCAGGAUGGAACAAUGGCCCAAAUUGGUGCUUGGUGAUUUGUUUGAUAUGCUGCUACCAAUGUUGACUAUAUACAAUGAAUAUGUGCGGAACCAUCAUUAUAGCUUGCAAGUAUUGGCUGAAUGUAAACAGAAUGUGGCAUUUAGCAGUCUUUUGAAACAAUAUGAAAGUAAAUCUGUAUGUGAAUCCAGAUUAUUGGAAACAUUCCUCACAUACCCUAUGCAUCAGAUACCAAGGUAUAUAAUAACACUACAUGAACUGCUUGCACAUACACCACAUGACCAUGUUGAGCGGAAGAGUCUAGAUCAUGCUAAGAAUAAACUAGAAGAAUUAUCCAAAGUUAUGCAUGAUGAAGUUUCCGAAACCGAGAAUAUACGAAAGAAUCUUGCAAUAGAACGUAUGAUAGUUGAAGGAUGUGAUAUACUUUUGGAUGUUAACCAGACUUUUGUCAGACAAGGUUCUUUGAUUCAAGUUUAUGCAGAGAAGGGCAAGAAUCGGAGUCGUCUCGGUUCACUUAGUAGUUCAAAAUCAGAUCCACGAAAGGAAGGUGUUCGACAGUGUUAUUUGUUUACUCACCAUCUACUGAUAACCACUAGAGGUUCAAGCGGUAGACUACACCUCUCAAAGACUGGUGGUAAGAUAGCCUUGAUAGACACGAUGCUAGUGGAUGACUUUGAUCCAUUUGAUGAUGAUGAGGGGAGUGUUUGCAGUCACACCAGUCAAUCUGAAUACGACAACUUGGAAAUUAAACUCAUCGUGGAUGGGAAAAGUGGUCCACCACUACAUGUCAUCCUAAUAGCACCUACCCAACGAGACAAGAAUGUUUGGAUGGGUGAUAUUAGUCAGUGCAUAGACAAUCUGCAUUACAAUGGAUUACUGAAUGGUAGUUUACAUGGCAGUCAUUCGUCAAUACAUAUGCCGUUAUCUAUCAGGUAAUUGGCGUACAUGCAAUGUUUAUUAUCAUCUGACCCAAGGCUAUUCAAAGAUGAUGUCGAUAUUAGAUUUAGUCGUGCCCUAAAUUCCUGUAAAGUUCCACAGAUCCGCUAUGCUAGUGUAGAGAGACUUUUAGAGAGACUGACCGAUUUAAGAUUCCUUAGUAUUGACUUUCUCAAUACAUUCCUCCUGACCUAUCGUAUCUUCACUACGGGCAAUGUUGUUAUAGAUACACUCAGGAAAGUUUACAAGAAUCCAGAAGCCAUGGAAAGCCUAUACAAUUUAAGAGAUGAUAAUACAACAGGCAGUGCAAGUGGUGGCGAAGCUGAGAAGAAGAAAGACAAAUUAGAGGAGGAACCAUAUGAGGAAAUGUUGCAAGCAGCGAAGUCAUCUUUUAAACAGCCACCAAAGUCACAGGGUUCCACACCUACUCAUACGCCACCAUCCACACCAACACGUCUUGCCCCUCAUAAUAGUGUGUCUAUGUUAUCACCUAAAAGAUCCUUACCAAUCAGCCGUUCAGCUCCUAAUAUUGCAGUUUUAGUCAAAAGUAGAGGUAGCACUGGUGGCAACUCUGAUAGCACUAUGUCACCAAGGAACAGCAUUGCUAUGAGUGAAACUCCACCUCCAACAUCAACAGUUAGUGCUGGUGUUGUAGUGACAUCAUCUCGUCAAUCAAAGCGACGCUCUAGUACUUCAGCAGCAGCCACUGCUUUUGCAGUAGCUACAGCUGGAUCCUGCAAUCCUAGAGAUAUUAACUAUAGAAAGACUUCGAGACAUUCCACUACAGGUCCAGCAGAUAUCAUAUUGAGACGCAAAGAAUCUGUUAUCAGUACAGCAGCGACCAUGAGAGUUAUUAAUGUUAUGAGGCAUUGGGUUUCUAAGUAUCCACAGGACUUCAACAAUGAUGCUGACUUGAAAGAUAUGGUGCUAGAGUUUUUAGAGGAGAUUGUCAAUAAUAGUAAUUUACUUGCCAGUGAGCAUAAAGCAGCCACGACUGUUUUCAGAACAUUAAAUCAAGAGUUAUCAGAAGCGGACAGUAAAAAAUUAAACCUGGAUGAGUUGUUACUUGGCUACACAUGGAGUGAUGAUGCAUUUGAUUGUCUAGCAGCAUUAGAUUUAGCUGAACAGUUAACAUACAUAGAUCAUAAACUCUUUACUGCUAUUCCAUAUGAAGAGUUUUUAAAUCAAUCUUGGAUGAAGUCAGAUAAGGCUGUGAGGGCACCAUACAUAAUGGCUGUUACAAAGCGAUUCAAUGAGGUCAGCAAGCUGGUGGCAUCUGAGAUUAUUCAGCAGAACACACCACAAGCUAGAGCCAGUGCAAUAGAGAAAUGGGCGGCAGUGGCUGAUAUCUGUAGAUGCAUGCAUAACUACAAUGGCGUUCUGGAGAUCACUUCAGCUUUAAUGAAUAGUGCCGUCUACAGAUUGAAAAAAGCCUGGGACAAAGUGUCUAAACAGACCAGAGCAAUGCUUGAUAAACUUCAAAAUGUGGUUUCAUCAGAGGGAAGAUUUAAGAAUAUGAGAGAAGCAUUACAUCGAAUUGAUCCACCAUGCAUUCCAUACCUGGGGUUUUAUUUGACAGAUUUAGCGUUUAUUGAAGAUGGUACUCCCAACAUUACAGAGGAAGGAUUGGUGAAUUUCUCAAAAAUGAGAAUGGUCGCUCACGUCCUUAGAGAAAUUCGUCAUUUUCAGCAGACACAUUAUAGGAUAGAUCCAGACAAAAGGGUAAUAUAUGGGUUGUUUGUUUUACUCGGCUGGUUUCCGUGGGUAACAGUGUGA
This is a messenger RNA of Saccoglossus kowalevskii, 2925 nucleotides long. RefSeq names its product ras-specific guanine nucleotide-releasing factor 2-like. The record is from RefSeq and is a predicted model, not a curated record. Gene Ontology annotation, biological process: Ras protein signal transduction. NCBI's taxonomy places the organism in Eukaryota, Metazoa, Hemichordata, Enteropneusta, Harrimaniidae. Gene Ontology annotation, molecular function: guanyl-nucleotide exchange factor activity. Gene Ontology annotation, cellular component: plasma membrane.